Messenger RNA from Aspergillus udagawae, 330 nucleotides. RefSeq lists its product as uncharacterized. The record is from RefSeq and is a predicted model, not a curated record. NCBI's taxonomy places the organism in Eukaryota, Fungi, Ascomycota, Eurotiomycetes, Eurotiales, Aspergillaceae. Gene Ontology annotation, molecular function: catalytic activity. Bases 1 to 330 code for a protein of 109 amino acids. The transcript has a single exon.
AUGCCGCAGGGCAAUACAAUAUUCCAGAUGACACCGUCCGCGACAUGGUCGUCGUGCGCUGCAAUUCCAUCCUUCGCGGGCAUUCCGGCGUCAGGAUACACCUCGCCAAAGCUGAAGGCGCAUGCACAGGACAUUUCGCCAUUGGUACCGCAACGUGGGAGCAUCUCUGCAUCUGGUGAUCUAAGCCCACUUCCCUAUUUGGGAGGUUUGGUGGAGCGUAAUCCUGAUAUCCUGGUGAAGAUGGAGGAACCGGAUGAAGUCCAGGUUGUCACCGCCGACGAAGCGCUUAAGGCAAGGAAUGCAUGGAGAACUCUGACUAAUGAGAUAUAA